This is a messenger RNA of Lachancea sp. 'fantastica', 786 nucleotides long. Lineage: Eukaryota; Fungi; Ascomycota; Saccharomycetes; Saccharomycetales; Saccharomycetaceae. The record is from the annotation of a GenBank genome assembly.
AUGGACUUUUCUUAUCUCAAAGGAGUUAGGAAGAUUAUUUGCAUCGGCAGAAAUUAUGCUGCUCACAUUAAAGAGCUGAAUAACCCCGUCCCCAAACAGCCUUUCUUCUUUUUGAAGCCCAGCUCGAGUGUGGUAACCCCACCACAAACCAGAGGUUCUGCCGAAAACACAGGACCCGGUGUGUCUACAUUUAGAGGUCUUCAAGCAGAUGGAUCCAACCCGGGAAAAAUCCUGAUUCCGCGCGGCGUGAAAGUGCACCAUGAAGUUGAGCUAGCGCUUGUCAUGGGGAAGAACGUUUCCAACGCUUCCAAAGAAGCAUUUGGACCCAAAGAACUUUACGACUCAAUUUCUGGUAUCGCACUGUCGCUAGACCUUACCGCCCGUAAUGUCCAGGAUGAAGCGAAGAAAAAGGGGUUGCCAUGGUCCAUUGGGAAGGGCUUUGACACUUUUCUACCAAUCUCAGGGUUCAUCCCCAAAAGUAAGCUCAGUGAACCAACACGGUUGCAGGACUCUUUCAGACUCAAGUGUGAGAUCAACGGAGUUACCAAACAAGAUGGCACUUCCGGUUUGAUGCUGAUCCCAUUGCAUGAAAUCGUGCAGCACAUUUCCACGAUGAUGUCGCUUGAAGCGGGAGACUUGGUUUUGACCGGAACGCCUGCUGGAGUGGGCGAACUUCAUCCCAACGACGUCAUCACUUCGGAAUUGUAUCAAGAUGGGAAACUAUUGACAAAAAUGACUUUUGAGUGUGCCGAGAGACCUGGUCCUUACGUGUACAGAGAAACGUGA